Sceloporus undulatus (fence lizard) is the source of this 963-nucleotide messenger RNA. Its product is annotated as olfactory receptor 10A7-like. The transcript has a single exon. Gene Ontology annotation, cellular component: membrane. The coding region runs from base 1 to 963 and encodes 320 amino acids. Gene Ontology annotation, biological process: G protein-coupled receptor signaling pathway. Lineage: Eukaryota; Metazoa; Chordata; Lepidosauria; Squamata; Phrynosomatidae. The record is from RefSeq and is a predicted model, not a curated record. Gene Ontology annotation, molecular function: olfactory receptor activity; G protein-coupled receptor activity.
AUGGUCUAUGGUCCUUCUGUCAACCAUACCAUGGUGACUGAAUUUAUCCUGUUGGGAUUCACCAGUCAUCCGCAGUUGAGGCACAUGCUGUUUGGACUCUUCCUGAUGAUGUAUGCAGUGACAUUGGUAGGCAAUGGAUUGAUUAUAGCUGUGGUGUGGGCUGAUCCACUCCUCCACACACCCAUGUAUCUCUUCCUGGGAAGCCUUUCCUGUUCUGAGACAGCCUACACCUUGGUAGUGAUACCAAGAAUGCUUUGUGACCUGCUCGAACCCCAUCAACCCCUUCCUUUGGCAUCAUGUGCCACACAAAUGUUCUUCUUUGUGGCUUUAGGCGUAAGUGACUGCCUGCUAUUGACAGCAAUGGCAUGGGACCGCUAUGUGGCAAUCUGUCACCCACUCCACUAUGGGAUCCUCAUGAGUCAACAUAUCUGCUGGGGCCUUGUGGUAGGCUCCAUCUGUGGUGGUUUCGCUGUUUCUUCCUUCCUCACUGGCAUGAUUUUCUCUUUGCCAUUUUGUGCACCUAAUCACAUCCCACAUUUCUUCUGUGACAUCCCUCCUGUUCUGAGCCAGGUCUGCCCAGGCUAUGGAAUUAUUGAAAGGACUGUUACAACCUUGGUUACCGUGAUACUGGUUGUCCCCUUCUCCUUCAUCAUGUUGUCCUAUGGGUGCAUUUUAAUGGCUUCUCUGCACAUGAACUCAACCCAGGGCUGUCACAAGGCCUUCUCUACCUGUGGAGCUCACUUAACGGUGGUCUUUCUUCACUAUGGCAGUGCCAUCUUCUCAUAUACUAGGCUCAAAGGUAGCUAUGGUGAAGGCAAGGACCAUAUCCUUGCAGUGUCUUACACUGUUCUGAUUCCCAUGCUGAACCCCUUAAUUUAUACUCUCAGAAACAAAGAAGUCAAAGGAGCACUUAGGAAGAUGUUGAACAGGGGUCUCCUUAUUCAAUGGCUGGGGGAAAACUGA